AUGCCCACAACCUCUCGCCCGACUGUAGCAUGGUACAUCGAUAACAACGCGGGUUCGCAUGCCGAGCGCGCAAAAGUGUUACGAAGAGAAGGCUUCAGACCCACGUCGCUGUGUGGCUACGGAAACCCUAGUGAGACCCGAUACGCUGCGACUUGGAUACACGAUGGAACAACUGGCCAUUCCUGGCAGAUGACAUGGGGUUUGGACCUGAAAGCGUUCGACGAAUGGGUUCAAAAGUGGGAGAUGGAGGGCUUUCUAAUGGCCAUGCUCAGCGCAAAUGGGCCAGCAGACAGAGCCGAGUUCCACGGCGUUAUGGUACUUCCCAAGCAACGCCUCAAAUGGGCUUAUAAAUGUGAUAUCAAGGACCUCGACAAAUGGAUGGCAGGUAAGGAUGACAACGGUAUAUCCAGAGUUGUCAGUUUCCGCAUGUACGGGGAACUGGACAACAGAAGAUAUUGUGUUUUGAUCCACGAGAACAAAGGCAACGAGCGAUGGGCACUGGAACAUUCCGAGUCAGGUUUGAUGCCAGACUCGAGUUGGGUCUCAGAAUUCAACUACCCGCAUGUAUCACGACAAUUCCUACAUCCUGCCAAGCUCUUCAUAUCUGACGAUGGUGUAAUUACACCUCUAAUGACUGACAUGAGCGUGGGAGGUUGGUCAGCCGCAAUUCGUCUCAAUCAAUCAGAGAUGGUUAAGGAGAUCGGUAGACAAGGCCAUCAGUGGUUCAUGCCGGUCGACAUACAGGGAGCCUCAGGUUUCGGCAAGACACAGUUCAACGCUGUCUUCGCUGAACGCACGAGAUAUCAGCCUCGAGUAUGGGCAGCACACGGACAGACUUCGGGUUUCAGGAACAACGAAAAGGCAAAAAAGGAGCUGGACAAAAUCAUGAGCCUAUUCAUCAAGGAUAACGGUGUUCGACAAGCCCAAAUAUCCAUCGGGAUGAGGGGUCACGCCUUUCUCGAGCGAAGCUACACAUAUGCCGAAUCAGCUUAUGGCACCGUGAAACCUCACGAUGUUUUCCUCCUCGGAGGUGUCAGCAAGAUGUUUCUAUACGCAGCCAUCGAAUGGUGCGUUGAUCAAUUACUGGUUACAUACGACACACCUGUCUACAAGUUGCUGGGUUAUCGCAACGCCUUCGACAAGCGAGUAGAAGACAUUACCAUCCAGCAUCUUGUUGAUCACACAGCAGGAUACGACCGAGACCAAUCUGGGGAAGCCGCUUUCGAAUUCGGCAAGGUUGGACUGCAACUACCGCACAAUGGCACAGAACCCGCCACUCUUCACGACGUGAUCAAAUACAAGCUCAAGAAGAAGCUCGAUUUCAACCCAGGCGAGCGUAUGGUUCACUCCCACUACGGCUCUUUACUAUUGGGCGCAGUAGUAGCGAACCUUACCGAAAUGCCCUAUGUGGAUUUCCUCAAGAAACACAUCCUCGAUGGCCUUGAUGUGUCACUGUUCGAAACUGACGCUAGGGCUCACUACAAGGAUAACAUUGUCCAACAAGGUUUGCAGAUUGGUGUCGAUGCUAGAUACCCCGGGAAAGGAGAGUAUGUCUCUGGAGUAUAUGGGGGAGAUGGUGCUAUUAAGGAAGAAACUGCCGCUGCCUUUUCUCUCCGCGCGAGCGCUACCAGUGUAAUGAAGUUUGCUGCCCGGCAUUCCGUUGCCAGAACCGGUAAACGCAAGGAUGGCUACCGCAGGGGAGGAAUAGAGGGUGGUUACGCCUACGUCGAGUCAUACGGUGAUUUCGACUUUGCCAUUCUCUUCAACACAAGGGAGUUUGCUUCCAAGAACGCGGUUCUGGGCCUUGCGCACGACAAGAUUCGGAAGUUUAUCGAUCGAAGCGUGGCGGAGAGAAAGUAUGGUUCAUUUACGCUCACCUGUAACCCUGGGCCCGAAAUCUUCGACAAGGCUUUCCCUGAACUGGAAGACGUACCUCUGGACUCUUUGGAGCAUCUGCCUGAUUGUACAAAGGAGGAAUUGGAUGAGAUUAUGCACGAUAGAAAGGACCUUGAUUAG
Fusarium poae is the source of this 2016-nucleotide messenger RNA. RefSeq lists its product as uncharacterized. Bases 1 to 2016 code for a protein of 671 amino acids. The record is from RefSeq and is a predicted model, not a curated record. The transcript is spliced from 2 exons. Lineage: Eukaryota; Fungi; Ascomycota; Sordariomycetes; Hypocreales; Nectriaceae.